UUUAAGUGAUCAGACAGACUACUAUAUUAUUAUAAUAACAUGAACUGAUGAAGAUAAUUUUAACAUACAUGUAAAUCUAUUAUGAUAAUGUUUUUGUAAGACGCGUAAGAUUUUAAUGUUCAACAUGUCAGUAUUCGGUAUAUUUUUAUAGUAAAUUUUAUAGUAGAAUGAUUGAAACACAUAAAAUUGAGAUAAAAGUCAUACUAUCUUAAAAUGCUACGAAGGAUAUUUGUUUUUCUUAUUUGUGUCAUUUUUGAGAUCUUGUUACAAGGGAGAAAAUCUACCAGUAUUUUGAUACUAGCAUGCACCACAUUUGAGAAAAUGAUUUCUUUCGAAUCAUUUGAAUAUAGCGAGAAAGUUCAUCAGAAACAACAAAUCAGCAAUUCUUUAGAACGGGAUAGAAAACAACCAUUUUUAAUCCUGAAUAUUCUCAUAAUUGUUGCUGUUUGUGUGGCUGUCGUAUCAGUACAAACAUCUGGGAAGUACUGGCUCGCAGAAUUCAACAUAAAAGACGACCUAUACAUGUCAUGGAGCAGAGACAGAAGUAUAUCAAAGUUACCUUUAUUUAGAGAGUUCGCCAGCAUACCGGUACAGAAAUGCUGGGCUUUACCUUUUUCACUUGGACAAUACCUUAACAAAUCUAAAAAAGGCAAUAAAGUGGAAUUCAUGAAUUAUGAAUGGGGAAGAUAUGAAUCAUUUAAAGACUUUCCUUUGGAUUCACCAGCAAGACCGAUGCGUCUGGCUUCUAAUGGAUUCUACUAUACGGGCACUAAGGAUACUGUCGAAUGUUUUUCAUGCAAAUUGAAAUACAGUGACUGGAAAGAAGGCGAUGAACCAGAUGCCCUUCAUAAAUUUUUGUCUCCGGACUGCAACUUUAUAAAAGGUUUCGACUCUACAAAUGUUCCAAUACAUUCAACAUCCGAAUCAAUAUCGAAUGGCUCUGAAUACUCUACGGAAGGAGCUGUGGGCGGUGCAAGUUAUACAAUAGAAAGUCACGAGAAAAGUUCCAGUUCUAAUUUUCAAGUUCAACAUCAGCCGAGACAAUCACAUGUAAUUAAUGAUGCAAUGUCUUCACGACACAUUAAGCACAAAUUUCCGGAUUAUGAAAAUAGUCAACACAGAAUGGAUUCAUUUAGUAAUUGGCCUUGUGCCGAUGUGAUAGCUUCAAGGGUUCUAGUUGAAGCGGGAUUCUUUUAUGCUGGUUUCAGUGACUGCGUAAGAUGUUUUUCCUGUGGAGGAGGAUUACGUAACUGGGAGUAUGGUGAUGGUCCAUGGGAAGAACAUGCAAGAUGGUUUCACGAGUGCAAAUUCUUGAUUGAACAAAAAGGACUAGAAUUCGUUAGACGGUAUCAAGAGACACAUACGGAUUCUGUUGACGAAUUACCGGCGGAAGCGAUUAUGUCUGGAGAUGAAGCCUUAAGAACACUUGGAGGAAAUAGAAAGCAACAUGAAGCUGAAAGUAAUACAUGCACCAUAAAUGAGAAAGAAGGUGAAAGAAAGAUUGUAUGCGAUGUUAAAGGAAGGUUAAACGAAAUGGGCUUUUUGUAUUCUUUCCACCACAUAAGAAACGCUAUUCACAGAUUGAAAUGUAAUGGUGAUCAAAUUUCGACAGAAUCAGUUAUUACACAUCUUAUUGAUAAUUCUGAAGAAUGCCCUGAACAAGUUGAAAGGAAUAAUUCAGAAGGAACAAAUAUAUUACAACAGGAACCUGUUUUUGCCAACAGCAUUCGUAGCAACAAGGAAGCUGAAAACAAAACUAGACACAAUGCAAAGUCGAGCGGAGAUAUUUCAUCUGAUAUAUCCAAUGCACUCACUGUUGCAGAUCCAGGUACAUUACAAGAAGAAAACACAAAGUUACAAAACCAACUAUUGUGCAAAAUCUGCAUGGACAGCGAUUCAAAUGUGGUGUUCAUUCCCUGUGGACAUAUGGUUUCGUGUGAAAAAUGUGCUCCACAUAUCCGGAAGUGUGCAGUUUGCAGGGUUCCUAUAAAAGGGCGCGUAAAAGCAUUCAUGACUUAACGCAAUGAGAAAAAGCCAUCAUUAUUGUUGUUCUUGCGCUUUCUUUAAAAUCAGUUAGCGUUUAGUUUAGCUUUUCAGUUUAGUUUAUACUAAUUUAUUUUAGCUCGAUUUUGAUGGCAGCUUUAAGCUUAUUUGAACCACACUCAGGUCCGCUUCCUAGAGAAAAACAGUACUGGUGUCAUAUGAGAGGGCGUAGUCGUGGACCCAGUGGGGCUCGAACCAACAACCCCUGGAUUGAGUGGCUGGCACCUUAACCAGUUAACGUUUAAAUGGCAAGAUUACUGUCGUGUCAACAUUUUUAGUUUUGUGGUCGUUCAUAAGACAAUGUCAGAUACAUUUUCUAAAAUAAAUAAGCCGGCUUAAUUUGGUGUCAGAAAGUUUAUACUACACCAGUACGCCGGGUUAAUUUGUUUAAUAAAGAAAAAAUGUCCGAUACAAUUUCUUAUGAGCGUCCACUUAAGUCUAUUAAUAGACGUAGACGUAAUGUCUUGAAAUAUCAACCUUUCUAUGUGAAAUAUUGUAGGCAUCUGCAAAAAAAACCUUAACAUAAUUUUGAAGAAUUAAAGUAGUCUUCCUUACCACAAUAUUAUGAGCAGAUGAGCUGCAAACACGUGGGUCUCAGACAGUAGAAAUAACAUACACAAACGUAAGCUGUAGCAUUGGGCUGACAAGACUGUUUUGAUAGAUCAGGGACGACACAGUCGAAAUGCAAGUGACAUUCAAAUUAAUAAAUUUUAAUGAAUACCUACUCUUACGGUUAAAUAAGCUUUCUCAAGAUACAUGAUAAAUGUAACUAUUGUUACAGUUUAUUUGUAUAUCUAUCAUACGUUGAUGAAACCAAUGUUAACUAAAGCAUCAUAUAUAAAUCCGAUUUUUUUUUAUUUAUCGGAAGAUGAAAAACUUGAUUUUGUUCUCUUUAACAAAGAUAUGACAAUUUUGAUGCCAAAAACCUGCUACAGUAUUUUUCAAGUUAGAUUAAAUAUUUUGUAUAAAUAGGUUUCAUAUUUUUAACACCGUGAUUUUUUUUAUAUGUUUAAUCAUUUUGAUAGAUGUCUAAUAUAACAUUUUGUUUUACUCUGUAGUUUGAUUUGAGAGCUUUAUCUACUGAGAAGCAGUUGCUAAUUAAUACAUUAGUUCAUCCUUGAUCUGAUCCAGCUGAUUUUUUAAAACCAUUUCUUGAUUGUAUACUGUAGUGCCCCUAUUACUUUUCAGGUUUUAAUACCUUAUCUUGGUUUUAAGACUUUUUGAAACUUCAGUUAGUGACUUCUCCUGUUUUAUUAUAUUAAUAUGAGCUGGUGUAAAAAGACAUGUGAUUGUAUAAAUUAUCUGUGGUACUAAAGUCUCCUAUAGUUCAAAAUUGCAUAUUGCAUGUAUUAUUAUAAAUACGAAUUCAACAAAAUAGGACCAGAAAAUAAAGGAAUGAGAGCACAUUUCCGCGUAUUUAUUGAACAGCCCUCGUAUCUUAUAUAUUUUUAAAGUUGUUUUUAUGUUUUAUAUAUUUAUGAAUGCUUGUAAAUGAGACUUAAACAAACAAAUAAACAUA
Mercenaria mercenaria is the source of this 3562-nucleotide messenger RNA. Its product is annotated as baculoviral IAP repeat-containing protein 3-like. Lineage: Eukaryota; Metazoa; Mollusca; Bivalvia; Venerida; Veneridae. Gene Ontology annotation, molecular function: cysteine-type endopeptidase inhibitor activity involved in apoptotic process. The transcript is spliced from 6 exons. Gene Ontology annotation, biological process: negative regulation of apoptotic process; regulation of cell cycle. The record is from RefSeq and is a predicted model, not a curated record. Bases 214 to 2019 code for a protein of 601 amino acids. Gene Ontology annotation, cellular component: cytoplasm; nucleus; spindle microtubule.